AUGACCAAGGCUGUCGAUGAGCGGCAACCGACUUUGCUGGCUCGAGCAGAGAAGAUCGCAGGCGAGUUCGACCUCAGUCCAGACGAUGUGAGAAGCAUUACGAGACAUUUUGUCCGCCAAAUGAAGGAUGGACUCGCCCACGAACGCGUCUGGCAGCUACCGUCCUACGUUCGACGUGUACCCACGGGGAAGGAGAAAGGCAAAUUCCUGGCAGUUGAUCUCGGGGGUAGCAAUUGCAGGAUCUGUCUGGUCGAUCUACAUGGGGACUCAACCUUCACCGUAUCCCAGAGCAAAGACAGCGUACCGCCGGAGGUCACAGUGAACCCGAGCUAUCGACCUCUUUUCGAUUUUGUGGCGCACCGUAUUGCGGACUUCUUGAAGGGGAAUGAGAAUCCUCAAUGUGUCCAGGGAUUGAAAGACGCCGAGCAACACCAGACUUACAAUUUGGGCUUUACGUUCAGCUUCACUUGCGAGCAAACAUCCCUGGCAGGUGGACGGCUAAUUCACUGGGAUAAGGGGUGGGAUAUUCCCGAUGCCGUGGGUCGAGAUCCUUGUCGCAUGCUACAAGAGGCAAUCGACCAUCUGGGACUUCCGGUCAUCGUCUCGGUCCUCGCAAACGACAGCGUUGGCACGCUCUUGACCAGAUCCUACACCUCCGGCCCCACCGCUUCAACCCUAGCUGCGGUCAUACUUGGCACUGGGACCAAUGCCGCAUAUAUUGAGCGAUUAUCCAAUGUACGUAGGCUGGGUGCUGAACCCAUCUCGGACCAGAUCAUGAUUAUCAAUACAGAAUGGGGUUGUUUCGAUGACAAGAUGGACGUCUUGCCGCGAACCCCGUUCGACGACGAGCUAGACGAGGCAUCGACCGAUCCCGGCUCCCAGAUGCUCGAGAAAAGGGUCUCGGGUCUUUAUCUAGGAGAGCUGUUGCGGUUGACGAUCUUGCACCUGAUGCAAACGAAUGCUCUGGCGAUAACAUGCAACCCUACAUCUCGGAUCUUCGAACGACACAGCAUCGACAGUUCCUUUCUCUCGGAACUCGCGAAGGCAGGCUCGGACCGAGCUCAAACUACUAUCCAGCUCAUCAAGGCCACGCUAUCUGCAGAAGGUGUCACCGAGACUGAUGCACGAGGUAUUCAACUGUUGGCUUCGGCCAUUGCCCGACGAGCGGCACGGUUAGCGGGCGCAUCACUGGCCGCCAUCAUCAUCCAAAGUGGCCGACUCAAAAUGUCCACAAAAGGCACCGAACAUACGUACACAACUGAUGACGACGAACAGCGACCACAACUUACAUCUCGUUCCUCCAUGCGUAGUAUUCACCGCUUCAUCCACGAUGCGACCCUGCUCUGGCGCCGGCUCCUGCGUCUGGUAGGAAUGGGUUCGUUGAUUGGGAAGCCGCCAAUACCACCACUAUCAGAGACUAAGUCAUCUGUGGUUUUUCAGGAAGACAUCAUCGACAUUGGAGCCGAUGGUUCGCUCAUUGAAUUCUACCCCAUGUUCGAAGUGGAGAUGCGUCGAGCGAUGCGGGACGUACCGGAGAUCGGACCCACCGGGGAUCAAAGAAUCCGGAUCGGGAUGGCCAAAGAUGGGUCUGGGGUGGGUGCCGCCCUGAUCGCGCAGGCCGCGAGUGAGAUGCAAGGAGCUAUAGCAAUUUGA
Messenger RNA from Aspergillus heteromorphus CBS 117.55, 1653 nucleotides. RefSeq names its product putative glucokinase. The coding region runs from base 1 to 1653 and encodes 550 amino acids. The record is from RefSeq and is a predicted model, not a curated record. Lineage: Eukaryota; Fungi; Ascomycota; Eurotiomycetes; Eurotiales; Aspergillaceae. Gene Ontology annotation, molecular function: fructokinase activity; ATP binding; glucokinase activity. Gene Ontology annotation, biological process: glycolytic process; intracellular glucose homeostasis; glucose 6-phosphate metabolic process. The transcript has 2 exons. Gene Ontology annotation, cellular component: mitochondrion; cytosol.